AUGGCCCUCAACGGAACGUAUGAUGUCCUCACAGUGCCUCUGCUUCUACCAAAGACGGUUGUCCAAUCUCUUCUCCCUCCAAGCCUGCGUGACCUGACGCCAUCCGUCCUACUGCCCAUCCCCACAUCGGUCCUCUCCGCAUGCCACUUUCCUCCCAACGAAGGCAGUAGCGAAGAGAAGCACCUCGUUGUGCUCCAGUUCGGCUCCCAGAAGGGAGCUGGGCCUAGCAUCAUUGGGAUGAACUUCCAAGAGGCCAAAUUGGAGAUUCCUUACGUCAGGCAUCCAAAGUGCAAGGACGAGCAGCGCGACUUUCAGUUCAAGCAGAAGUGCAUCUUCUCAAACCGCAUCGUCAGCACGAGCGCCUCCCACCUCACCGGUCUCAACUCCUCCCUCACAUCCUUUACACCUCCACAAUCGCCCUGGGAGGAUGCAGACGGGGCAGAGGUCAUCACUUACUCUGCAGAUGGCUUCUUCGAUGUCACUGCAAAGCUCAUGACAGAAGGGAAAGAGGCGAUGCAAGCCGAGGGGGCAAAGACGCUCAAGGAGCUGAGCGAGGCGUGGUGGUAUGGUGAUCGGACGGGCACCGUCAUUACGAGGUUCGAUUUUGACGAGCCCUCUAUCGGCCCAACGGCAUACAACGUAACAGUGCGACUCAACCUGACAGCGUUUCCAUCAGAUGCAAAGGACACGACGGGUGAAAUGGAGACGUACGAGUCAGUGGGAGUGAGGUGGAGGUCAUCUUACGUCGCUAGGGUUGACAAGGUAUAG
Molecule: messenger RNA, 768 nt
Organism: Microstroma glucosiphilum
Lineage: Eukaryota; Fungi; Basidiomycota; Exobasidiomycetes; Microstromatales; Microstromataceae
Exons: 3
Coding region: 1-768 (255 amino acids)
Source: RefSeq, a predicted model, not a curated record